AUGAGCAUCGAGAUGGGAAGUGGAGCGUCCACCACCACCACCAAGGGAUCCCGUCUGGGCUUGGUGGAGGAUGAACAGCCCGACCUGGUCCAGACUCCCACUCCUGUGGCCCGGAUCCCCACUCCUGUGGUCCGGACCACAACCCCUGUGGUAGUAAGGACACCCACACCUGCAGUCCUGAGUGGAGAAACAUUGCUGGCGUAUGAUGGACAUGAAGCUGUGGAUGUUCUGUCUGUCACGAGUGACCAGGUUCACUCCAAAGAGGAAGACAAAGAAGAUGAAGUAACGUCAAGUAUUGUCGAUCCACUCAUGACCGAAACGGCUGAUGAGGAUGAUAAAGAGGAAAUGUCUGUGAACUUUGAGAAUUUUCUUCAUAACAACGGAACUUUGUACAGCUGCUUUGAGCAUCACGGAAACAGGGUCUAUGUGGACGACGCUCAGAAGCUGCAGCCUUUCCCCAAGGAAUGGUAUGACAUGGGACGCUUCAUCAGCCCCAACCAGGAGGUCUCCACCCAGCCACCAGUCACCAGCGUACAGCCAGCGGCGGCAGUGGGUGAGGAUGAUCGCACAGGCAGUAUCUUAAUCCCAGGAAAAGGAAGCGUAAUGACGUACAUGUUUGAGGAGAGAGUGAACGUGUGCAGGUUUUGGGAUCCUCAUUCGGGCAUGUGGCUUCUCCUGCCUCUCCAGUGGGAGAUGAAUGUGGACGUUGUGCAGAGCAGAGUCCACAGAGUCAUGUCAGUCCUGCCAGGCCUGUUGGACCAGAAGGAAAUUACUGCAGCACUGCGACUUUGUAACUAUGAUAGCGAAGAAGUCAUCUCUGCCUACCUCACGAUGUUUGGAGAGGUCCUCCUGCAUCCGAAUAAUGAUCGUAGCGGCGAAACAGGCUGCAGUGACCCCAACUCAUUCAGAGCUCUUCUGGAGCGUGAACGUGUGAUUGACGAUCUGAGGCAGCAGCUUGAGUCCAAACAGAGAGAGGCGGACGAGCAUCUACACAGGAACGAGCUCCUGGUUCGGGAGACUCGCCAUCUUGGCGACACAAUUCAAAACCUCCACCGCAAAACGGCUGAGCUGGAGGCCGACCGGCAGGAGGCCAGAGAGAAGAUCCGGUUUCUGCGGAGUCGCCAGACGCCCGGGGUGACAUCAGCCACAAACACCACCACUUCCAAGCCUGCUGGAGAUCCAGAUCGAUUGCGCCGGGCUGGCGAACUGGCCCGAGAACUCAAGGUGUCUGCCAAACAGCUGAGGUCUUGGGUCAUCCUGAUGCUGAGUGACUUGAAGAACGCCCUGACCCAGACAGAGGACGUUCUGAAGAAGAUGGCCGAGGCUCAGCGGCAAGCAGAUGGCGAGGCACAGACGAUGCGCUCGCUCUACCAGAAGGAGGCGUUAGAGAGACGCACUUUGUACAACAAGCUCCUUGAGCUGCAGGGGAACAUCAGAGUGUUCUGCAGGUGCAGGAACAUCACCAGACCAGGAACCACCUCAUGUCUAGACCAGUAUGACCAGCAGGAAGUCACGCUAAUACAUAAGAACACCAGGAAGAAGUUUUUCUUUGACAAGGUCUAUGGACCCACCAGCACACAGGAGGAGGUUUUUGCCGGAACGUUGCCGCUUAUCACUUCCUGUGCAGAUGGAUACAACGUAUGCAUUCUAGCAUACGGGCAGACAGGCUCUGGAAAGACUUUCACGAUGAUGGGCACCAAGGACAAACCCGGAGUCAACGUCAGGUCCAUACGGGAACUUCUCCGUGUGUGUUCACUCAAAGAGAAAGUGUCGUAUGUUCUCAAGAUUUCCAUGUUGGAGAUUUACAACGACACUCUGAACGACCUGCUAGCGAAAAACCCUACCGCUUCCUCCACUCUGGACAUCCGCGUGCAGGGUAAGUUUGUGUCUGUGCCGGGACUGACCCACGUGGAGGUUCGGACCGAGGAUGACAUCAUCAACGUCAUGGACACUGGGGAGAAGAACAGGAAGAUGGCUGCCACCAAGAUGAACAUACACAGUUCUCGCUCUCACUUGCUGGUAGCGCUGGAGGUUUGUGGCAAUGACUCGUUGUCUGGAGAGAGUACACGGGGUACGUUGACCUUGGGCGACCUGGCCGGGUCCGAGCGUAUCUCCCGGACGGAGGCCGAAGGCCCACGCUUAGUAGAGGCUGCCGCCAUCAACAAGUCACUGACCGCGCUGGGACAGGUGUUUGCAGCUCUGAAGUCUAACGCCCUUCACGUGCCCUUCAGGAACUGUAAACUGACUCACCUUCUGCAGCCCAGCCUCAGCGGAGAUGCCAAGUGUUGCGUUUUCGUCAACGUGAGUCCAGAAGCCAAGGAUGAGGUGGAGACGCUCAGCACGCUCCAGUUUGGCUCGUCCAUUCGUCACGUGGCACUGGGAAAAGCCACCAAGAACCUCACGCCGACCAAAGGCAACAAGACAAAAUAGGCGAAAGGAAGAAUAGGCAUGUUCAAGUGUGACAAGAAAUAUGUCUGUUCACAUAUUUUGUGAAUGCAAACACUUUGUUUUUCUUCUUUCUACCCACAAUCCUGCUGCUAUAGACUGUAAAUUUCCCCAUUGUGGGACAAAUAAAG
This is a messenger RNA of Hippocampus zosterae (dwarf seahorse), 2576 nucleotides long. RefSeq lists its product as uncharacterized. Gene Ontology annotation, molecular function: microtubule motor activity; ATP binding; microtubule binding. The transcript is spliced from 14 exons. Gene Ontology annotation, biological process: microtubule-based movement. The coding region runs from base 1 to 2430 and encodes 809 amino acids. The record is from RefSeq and is a predicted model, not a curated record. NCBI's taxonomy places the organism in Eukaryota, Metazoa, Chordata, Actinopteri, Syngnathiformes, Syngnathidae.